Messenger RNA from Sorghum bicolor (sorghum), 813 nucleotides. RefSeq names its product protein FAR1-RELATED SEQUENCE 3. Bases 1 to 813 code for a protein of 270 amino acids. Gene Ontology annotation, molecular function: zinc ion binding. The transcript has a single exon. The record is from RefSeq and is a predicted model, not a curated record. NCBI's taxonomy places the organism in Eukaryota, Viridiplantae, Streptophyta, Magnoliopsida, Poales, Poaceae.
AUGGAAUUUGGCUACGGCAUAGAACUACAGGCAAUGGAGAUGUACAACAGAAACAUAUUCAGCAAGUUCAUGAAUGAGCUAAGAGCAACACCAAGACUAAGUUAUAAAGAACUAGAACCACAAGGACACUACGAAGUCUGGGAGAAGAAAAAUCAAGUUCAUAGCAGGCAUAGAACAAGGAAAUACAUAGUUGUAACGGACCUGACAGGAGGCAGAGAUGACUAUAGCUGUAUAUGCAGCAAAUUCAGCAAGGAUGGAAUCCUUUGCUCCCACAUCCUGAAAAUAAUGGUAGAAACAGAAGUACCAAAGAUUCCAGAGAAAUAUAUAAUUGAGAGGUGGAGGAAGAAAGAAAAAAAGAUGAACCAGAAAAUAUUGGCAACAAGCACAGAAACAAAUGACAUUCUCAGGUUCAACAUCCUAUCAAGAGAAGCAACACAGUUAACUUCUAAAGGAGCUAAAAAGGAUGAAGCAAUGCAAUAUCUACUUGAGGAGUUCAAAAGAAUCGGGAAAAACCUUGAGAACAUUUUGUCAUCAACAAAUACAGAACCUACUGAAAUAACAGCAAUAGCUCCACCACCUGCACAAGAAAAUGAGAACACAAAUGAAAGUCAGCUUGAGUACAGGCAACCUUUAGAGGAUGAAUCAAAUAUACAAGACCCACUUACCAUAAAGAAAAAAGGGAGACCAGAGAAACCAAAAAGAUGGAAGGCAAUGGUGGAGCAAGAAAGGGAAAAAACAAAAGCAAAAGCAAAGAAAAAGGCUAAAAAGGCAGAAACAUCAAGUAAGAAUCUAAAACUGAUUCAAACUCAAUAG